Camellia sinensis is the source of this 579-nucleotide messenger RNA. RefSeq lists its product as uncharacterized. Lineage: Eukaryota; Viridiplantae; Streptophyta; Magnoliopsida; Ericales; Theaceae. The record is from RefSeq and is a predicted model, not a curated record.
AUGGGUGUGUCUCUGAUUGAGUUUUUCAUAGUAGAAGAAAUGAAGGAACAUUUAUUGAGUCUCAGGCAGUGGGUUGGUCAGCAAGGGAAAAAAAAUCGACAAAAAUUGGAAAAAGACAAGGCAGAAAGAAGACGGAAGAUUGGAUUGCCACCAGAAGAUCCUGAUGCUACAAAGCCUUCUACACCUGUUGUGAAGGAAAAGAAGAGCUCAUUGCCAGUCAAGCCUCCCACAAAGGCAGAACAAAUGAGAGAGUGUCUACGAUCUCUCAAGCAGAACCAUAAGGAUGACAAGGCCAAAGUGAAGACGACAUUUAAUGCGCUUUUAACUUAUGUGAAGAAUGUUGUGAAAAAUCCCAAUGAGGACAAAUUCCGUAAAAUUAGACUCACUAAUGCCACAUUUCAUGCUAGAGUUGGUGCACUGCAAGGUAGAAUUGAGUUUCUCAAGCUAUGUGGGUUUGAGAAAAUUGAAGGAGGUGAGUUCUUGUUUCUACCUAGAGACAAAGUCGAUAAAGCAGUGCUGAACUUAGAUGGGACCGAGUUGAAUAAUGCAAUAAGUAAUCCUUUCUUUGGGGUUCUCUAA